Messenger RNA from Glycine soja, 705 nucleotides. RefSeq lists its product as uncharacterized. Gene Ontology annotation, molecular function: zinc ion binding; single-stranded RNA binding; mRNA binding. The coding region runs from base 1 to 705 and encodes 234 amino acids. Gene Ontology annotation, biological process: positive regulation of cytoplasmic translation. Lineage: Eukaryota; Viridiplantae; Streptophyta; Magnoliopsida; Fabales; Fabaceae. The transcript has 3 exons. The record is from RefSeq and is a predicted model, not a curated record. Gene Ontology annotation, cellular component: cytoplasm.
AUGAAGAACAAAAAGAAUGGACCUCAACAUCGGGGAAAGUCGUACUUGAACCCUCCUAAGCAAUAUGGUAACCGCCCCAACAAUCAGAAGACUAUUACCAUGGGAUUUGCGGGUGGUAGUGGUAUCAAACCCAAUACUUUCCCCACUCACAUCAUUUGUUACAAAUGUAGGAAGCCAGGGCACAUCUCCUUAAAUUGUCCAGAUAAAGAUAUGAUCUGUUUUAAUUGUGGACAAAAGGGACACACUCAAAGAGAUUGUUCACAACUCAAGAAAGAGCAAAAUGGUGGAGGCCCGAAUGGUCAAACUGGACAUCCAAAGGCCACGGGAAGAGUCUUUUCCCUUAAUGGUGCUGAAGCUUUGAAAUCCAAAGAUCUAAUCCAAGAGAAACUUAAGCUUUCUGUGUCUUCUUUACAUAAAGAUCUAGUGGUAGAAACCCCUACUAGUGGUUUUGUAGGGAGUAAGGAUAUGAUGUUUACCUCUGUCAACCAAGUUGUGACAUCUUUAAAAGAAGAUGCUCAAGUGUACAUGAUCUUGUCUAACCUAGCGAUAGAGACAAAGGCUUCCAUGGGUGACCUCCUUGUUGUUAGAGAGUUUCCUGAAGUAUUUCCUAAGGAUAUAUCUGGUCUGCCACCCGAGAGAGAGAGAGAUAGAGUUUUCCAUAGAUCUGGUACCUGGUGCUGGACCCAUAUCCAUAGCCCCUUAUAG